AUGAUCCCUUCUAUAGUAGCUCAAACAGUAGAGGCUCUUCGUCAGACAAAUGUAGUACCUCCUAUAAAUACUGAAUCUGGAGUUCAAGGUCAAGAAAUUAAUCAGUCUGAAAUUCAUGUUUGGCUCGAGCGUUUUAAUAAACUAAAACCCCGAAUAUUUUCUUCUGUCACUAAUCCUAUAGAUGCAGAGAAUUGGAUCCGAUAUUUGGAGAAAAUUUUCAAGGUUCUAGGUUGUCAAGAGCAGUAUAAAGUAAAGUUGGCUUCAUAUAAAAUCGAGGACGAUGCCCAUAUCUGGUGGGAGUCUUGGACUCAAAGCAAUCCAAUAGCUGAAACUCUCACUUGGAAUCAGUUUAAAGAAAUUUUCUUCCAAUAUUGCUUCACAACAGCCGACAAGGAUGUGUAUAUCCGGGAGUACACUACUAUUCAACAACAGAAGAAUGAAUCCAUUGUCGAUUAUCAUAUUCGAUUUCUACGAUUAGCACGGUUUGCCGGAAUCACGACAGUAACUACACAACACCAGGUUGACAAGUUCAAGUGGACUCUUAGCCAUCGAUACAAAACUCAAAUUUUGAACCAUCAAUUCACUUCAGUUAGUCAGGUUGCAGACGCAGCGAGAAACAUUGAUCGGGCUCGACAAAAAAGUUAUACUUUGAAAUCAGAUUCUAGAAAGAAACGUGGUCGUGAUGUGCGAUUCAGUAGUACAGAUAUCAGAUCUCCGGGUCGCUUAGUCUCAGGAAAAUCUUCUAAUUUUAGAGCACCAGUAUCUUCUCAAGAAGCAUCUAGUAAAGACUCCUUUAAUACCAAACCUCCCCAGAAGUGCAAAGAAUGCGGUAUUACACUUCGACCAGGUUCGUAUCAACGAAUGACCGCGGCAUGUUACCGUUGCGGACAGAAAGGACAUUUGGCCCGAGACUGUAAACAGGGUCAGAAAGACAAGGUGACUGAGAAAGGAAAGCAGUCUACAACUGGUGGAUGGGUUUUUGCUUUGCAUGCUGACAAAUCUUCUGCAGGUAUGGUAUCUGGUACGCUUAGUUUAUGUGUAAUAUCUGUGUAUGUACUAUUUGAUACGGGUGCAACUCACUCAAUUGUGUCCAAUACUUUAGAGGACCAUUUGAGACCUUUUGAGAAUUUAACCGAGACUCCACUGCAUAUUACUACUCCAAUGGGUAAUUCGGUUUGCAUUUUGUCUGAAUUUGUAAAUUUUCCUCUUCUAAUAGCCGAUUGUGUCCGGGAAGUGAAUCUACUUCCUAUGUAUAUGAAAUAUUUUGAUCUCAUUAUUGGCAUGGAUUGGUUGUCCAAACAUCGAUCAACCAUUGAAUGCGAUACGAAGAGAGUCAUCUUCAGAGAUUUGAGCCAACCUGAUAGCAUCUAUCAGGAAGUUGAACCAAAGCAGGGAACCAGAGUCGUAUCUUCUUUUUCAAUUGGAUAUUUUGCAUGGCAAGGAUCUGAAGGCUUCUUUGCAGCACUACAAGACCCCGAUGAGGUACCGCUUGAACUUAGAUCUAUUCUUGUAGUGAAUGAAUUUUCCAACGUGUUUCCGGAUGAAAUUCCUGGACUACCUCCUCUAGAGAAUUGGAUUUCACCAUUGACUUAA
Cynara cardunculus var. scolymus (artichoke) is the source of this 1593-nucleotide messenger RNA. RefSeq lists its product as uncharacterized. Lineage: Eukaryota; Viridiplantae; Streptophyta; Magnoliopsida; Asterales; Asteraceae. The coding region runs from base 1 to 1593 and encodes 530 amino acids. Gene Ontology annotation, biological process: proteolysis. The record is from RefSeq and is a predicted model, not a curated record. The transcript has a single exon. Gene Ontology annotation, molecular function: zinc ion binding; aspartic-type endopeptidase activity; nucleic acid binding.